This is a messenger RNA of Aedes albopictus (Asian tiger mosquito), 1078 nucleotides long. RefSeq lists its product as uncharacterized. NCBI's taxonomy places the organism in Eukaryota, Metazoa, Arthropoda, Insecta, Diptera, Culicidae. The transcript has 2 exons. The coding region runs from base 248 to 772 and encodes 174 amino acids. The record is from RefSeq and is a predicted model, not a curated record.
UAGUACGAGCCCAAACUUCGCUAGUUUAUGACUUCUGAGUGCACAAUUAGUUUCAUUUGACCAAUUUGGCCGAAGCUGGAAUAUCUCUUAUCAUAAUUUGUGUGUACCCUAAUGCAAUUAUCAAUUCGCAUGCAUCUGUUUCAUAACGGAAGCAUCCAAAAGCAUGACAAACUGAGUGUUGGUCGCAACUCGACAACAGUCGUGCCGGAGAUUGACUACAAUUCAGAUGAACUUUUCCUAAACUAGCAUGAAUCUGAAACCACUACGGCUAGUGUUUCCCCUCAUUCACCUCGUAUAUGCGAAGAUCAUUCCCGAUGUUCACGAUAUGCACGGAUGUCCUGGUCACGAUUACCAUAUGGAUUUUUCCGGUAUCGAGUUCAACUACGAGGAUGAUGGCUAUAUGACCGUCAAUGGAAAUUUCACCUUCCUGAGGGACAUUGUCGCACCGUACCCGGCCUAUAUUUACUCGGAGCGAAUGGAACGUUCGGAAUGGCGGCCGGCAAUUAUCACCAAAAGUGUGUCGGACUUUUGCGAAGUACUGCAAAGCCCUUCGGAAAUCUGGUACCCGGUCACAAAGCAGUUGAAUCAGAAAAAUUGUCCGUACAAGGCGGGGUUUGUGGGAAGCGUCGAUCAUGUGCGUUAUAAGUUUCCUAUAUUUAUAACGCCUAACUUUCUUGGAGAAUGGAGAGUGUUUUUAGAACAGCGAGAUAUCACUAAGGAAACAAAAGAGUAUGCCUGUUUGGUGCUAUACUUCAGUGUAAUUGAAAUAUAAGAAGAUUCACAUUUUACAAUAAAAUUCUGUGUAAAUUUGAAUUCAAACAAAACAUGACAUUGCAUGAAUAUAAAAACUGUAAAAUUUAAUCUUCAAUUAUUAUCAAUGUCUUAAGUUUGUUAAGUUCAGUAGGUAUUUAAGUAUAAAUUGUUCUCCAGUACCGAAAGUAUUGGUACUAGAACUGUUGUUGACAGCCGUCAGUAAGGAUCUGAGGUAGACGAAUUCCUCCACCACCUCUGGAUCCCCGUGUAAAGUAACAUUACUACUCAGACGGAUCCGGUCGUGUUCGGUUCCGCCUAUCAGCAU